This is a messenger RNA of Mauremys reevesii (Reeves's turtle), 2504 nucleotides long. RefSeq names its product acyl-CoA synthetase medium chain family member 3 (gene ACSM3). The coding region runs from base 138 to 1901 and encodes 587 amino acids. Gene Ontology annotation, molecular function: fatty-acyl-CoA synthase activity; fatty acid ligase activity. Gene Ontology annotation, biological process: acyl-CoA metabolic process; fatty acid biosynthetic process. The transcript is spliced from 14 exons. Gene Ontology annotation, cellular component: mitochondrial matrix. The record is from RefSeq and is a predicted model, not a curated record. NCBI's taxonomy places the organism in Eukaryota, Metazoa, Chordata, Testudines, Geoemydidae.
UGUUAUUAUGCUGUGCCUGGCAAAUGGGACAAUGCUUCUCCUUGCAGAAUACAGGAAAGUUACUAAACAUAUUGCUGUACCAGAUAGCUGGUCCACAAAGACUAUCCUGAAUACAGAAUAACCCGAAAGGACCCAUUAUGGCUUGUGCUGUCAUGCAGUUUUUACGGAAAACCCAAAGCUUUAGGUUCCUGUGGACUCCCUUGACCACAUCCUUCCGAUUCUCUAAAAAAGGCUAUAGGGUAUUAGCCCCUCAGAAUUUUUUAAACUAUGAAUCCUUAAAACAACAGUACAAACCAGAAGUGCCAGAGUACUUCAAUUUUGCAACCGAUGUGCUGGACAAAUGGACUGAAAUGGAAAAGGAAGGAAAGAGGCCUACAAGGCUAGCCCUGUGGUGGGUAAACGAUAAAGGCGAUGAGGUGAGGUGGAACUUUGAGGAGCUUGGAUUCCACUCCAGAAAAGUGGCCAAUGUACUCUCUGAGGUAUGUGGUCUGCAGAAAGGAGACAGAGUUAUGCUGAUGCUACCCCGGAUACCAGAAUGGUGGCUAAUAAAUGUGGCUUGUAUGCGAACAGGAACUAUCCUUAUUCCUGGGACAACACAGUUGACAGCAAAAGAUAUUCUCCAUAGAGUACAAACAUCAAAGGCAAAGUGUAUUAUCACUGAUGAUGUUUUGGCACCAGCUGUAGAUUGCAUUGUGUCCGAAUGCCAGUCUUUGAAAUUCAAGCUAAUUGUGUCAGAGGACCAGAGGGAAGGAUGGCUGAACUUUAAAGACCUAUUUACAAACGCUAAUGCUGAUCACAGUUGUGUGACCACAAGGAAUCAAGAUCCAAUGACCAUCUUUUUUACCAGUGGAACAACAGGGUCUCCAAAAAUGACUGAACAUUCCCACAGUAGUUAUGGCAUUGGACUGACUGUAAAUGGAAGGUACUGGCUGGAUUUAACCUCCUCUGACAUACUCUGGAAUGCAUCAGACACAGGCUGGGCAAAGUCAGCUUGGAGUAGCGUUUUUGCACCAUGGAUUCAGGGGGCAUGUGUGUUUGUACAUAGCAUGCCACGUUUUGACCCAACCACUGUCCUAGAUACUCUGUCCAGAUUUCCCAUCACAACCUUCUGUUCUGCUCCAACUGCUUAUCGAAUGCUUGUGCAGCAUAAUCUGACCAGCUAUAAAUUCAAGAGCCUGAAGCACUGUGUGAGUGCAGGGGAGCCAAUGAACCCGCAAGUGAUGGAGCAGUGGAAAGAGCAAACCGGGCUGGAUAUCUAUGAAGGUUAUGGUCAGACAGAAACGGUGCUGGUUUGCGGAACAUUCAAGGGAAUGAAAAUUAAACCAGGUUCAAUGGGAAUGCCGUCUCCAGCAUAUGACGUUAAGAUUAUAGAUGAACAUGGCACUAUUCUGCCUCCUGGAGAAGAAGGAAAUAUCGCCAUCAAAGCAAAACCUACGAGACCUUUUUGUCUUUUCACUCAAUAUAUAGAUGAUCCAGAGAGAACUGACUCAACAUUACAAGGGAAUUUCUAUAUCACUGGGGACAGGGGGAUUGUAGAUGAAGAUGGAUACUUCUGGUUUGUUGGAAGAGAUGAUGAUGUCAUCAAUUCUGCUGGAUAUCGUAUUGGACCAUUUGAAGUAGAAAGUGCACUGAUAGAGCACCCAGCAGUAGUAGAAUCAGCUGUUGUCAGCAGCCCAGACCCCAUCAGAGGAGAGGUCGUGAAAGCCUUUGUUGUUUUGGCAUCUGAUUAUGUUUCACAUGAUCCAGAAAAACUGAUUCAAGAGCUACAGGACCACGUUAAAAAGGUCACUGCUCCAUACAAGUAUCCUAGAAAAGUGGAGUUUGUUCAACAGUUGCCAAAGACAGUCAGUGGGAAGAUCAGAAGAAAUGUAUUGCGCAAGCAGGAGUGGGGAAAAGCUUAGAGUUAUCUAGUGUUUAUUUUCCAUAAUUUGUUCAUCCAAAAAUAUUAUAUAUUACUGAUAUAUGGUGCAAUUUUUUGUUCUCUUGACCUAUUAUACAUAUUACAAAUUUAGAGCAUCAUCGUGCAUUGUAUGCACAGCUAAAACUUCAUGGACUUUAGUGAACAUUUUGGCUAUGCAAGCAAUGCAGGGUUAGAUCCUCAAAGUGCUUAUUAAACACUGAAACUUGCUAUUCAAGCUAGUCCACAUUUCCAGGCCAGGUCACUAAACAUGUUAAGUUCUGACAGGAUGAUACCAGGAUCCAUGAUUGCAUGUCUGGCCUAAAUCCUACUCCUGUUUAAAAAUUACUAUCUGUGGUAGUGGCUGGAUAUAAGAAUUUAAUAGCAAAGUUUGUGUGUUCUUGUGCAUUUCAAUAUCCAAGAUGCUCCUCCAGCUCAGUUAUUCAACAGGGUUCAUGUCCAAGCUCCUGGAGCAAACAAAUUUGAGUGUACUUGCCUGCAUUCAGUUCCUCCUGUGUUCUGGGCAAUCAAGUGUGGUGCAAGGCUUUCCUCAGUUUAAGUGUUAAUAUAUUUAUUAAAAAAAAAUCAUAAAGAAAAUUAACCCGCA